Parnassius mnemosyne (clouded apollo) is the source of this 1989-nucleotide messenger RNA. The record is from the annotation of a GenBank genome assembly. NCBI's taxonomy places the organism in Eukaryota, Metazoa, Arthropoda, Insecta, Lepidoptera, Papilionidae.
AUGGAAGACGUUUUAGUAUUAAAAGACCAUAAAACUGUUCCUGACAUAGUCCAUGAGUAUGAACCGACAUUAAAAUUUGGCCAUAUACCGUUAGUCAUAGAUAAUGGUUCCUACCAAUGCAGAGUAGGGUGGUCUAUAAACGAUGAGCCAAAUAUGAUAUUUAAAAAUUUAAUUGCUCGUCCGCGAAAGGAUCGGUGUAAAAAGGAUGCCGAACCACCUGUAACUCCCCCAAUUCAAAUAGGAAAUGAUAUUAUUAACAUCGAAGCAGUUCGAUUUCAGCUAAAGACACAAUUUGAUAAAAAUGUAGUUACUCACUUUGAAGUACAGGAACAAGUAUGUGAUUACAUUUUUUCACAUUUGGGUAUUGACAAUGAAGGCUGUGUGCCUCAUCCAAUUGUGAUGACAGAGGCUUUUGUAACACCUAAUUAUAGUAGACAGUUGAUGUCAGAAUUAUUAUUUGAGGCCUAUGGUGUACCAGCAGUAAGCUAUGGGGUUGAUUCACUAUUCAGUAUGUACAAGAAUGAUAUAGGUGAUUCUGCACUCAUUGUCAACUGUGGAUAUCACACAAUACACAUUAUACCCGUGAUCAAGGGCAAGGUUUUUGCUGAAUAUGCAAGAAGAAUUAAUUUAGGUGGAAGUGAAAUAAUAUGCUAUCUACAUAAAUUAUUACAGUUGAAAUAUCCAGUUCAUGUAAAUGCCAUAACAAUGUCUCGUAUAGAGGAAAUCCUUCAUGAGCACAGCUCUAUAGCCCUUGAUUAUCAAGAGGAAAUAAGAAAGUGGGCCAGUCCAGACUACUAUGAAGCAAAUGUAAAGAGGAUUCAACUACCAUUUGUGCAAUCUACCAGCUCUUCAGGGCUCACAGCUGAGCAACAGAAGGAGAGAAAGAAGGAAAUGGCACGGAGGCUUCUUGAAAUUAACGCGAGAAAACGAGAAGAAAGGCUAGCCGAGGAUGAAGAGCAGUUAAACCAACUUUUAGCUAUUCAAGACUUAAUAGAAGAUGGCGACACAGACGAAUUUAAUGAAGCCAUCAAAGGAUUUGACAUAAAAAGCUAUGAGGAUCUACAGAGGCAAAUAUCGAAUUUGAACAUGCGUAUCGAGAAGAAUAAGCAGCGAAUAGCUGCUGCGGCAAAUGCUGAAGAAAUGCCCGAACCCAAACCUUCGGGUCGCUUUCAGCCACCUAGCGACCCGGAGGCUUUCCAGGUCUGGCUGAACGAUACGCGUGCUAAGUACCGCGAGGUGGUGCAGCGGCGCGAGGCGCGACGCGCGCGGCGCGCUGCCAUGGUGCGGCGGCGCACGGCGGCAGCGGCCGAGCGCAUGCGCGUCAUCUCGCACCUCGCCGCCGCCGGCGACGACUUCGGCACGCGCGACUCCGACUGGGACGUCUACAAGAGCAUCAGCCGUGAGGCCGAUUCUGAUUCAGAAGCAGACGGCGAACGGCUCGUGGAACUAGAAGAGGCACUACGAGAGUACGAACCACAACAACCAAGCAAUCAACAUCACCAACUACACCUCGCAAUAGAACCUUUCAGAGCUCCAGAAUUAAUGUUUCAACCAUCUAUGAUGGGCAAUUUGGAAGCUGGAUUAGCAGAGACAAUGGAGUAUGUGUUCAAACAUUUUAGCCCAGAGGAUCAAUUGUUAUUAGCAAAUAAUGUAUUUCUUACUGGAGGUUGUUCGCAAUUUCCAGGUUUAAAAGAAAGGUUAGAAAGGGAGCUUCUCGAAAUGCGACCAUUCCAAUCAACCCAUAAAGUAAUACUCGCUAAAAAUCCGAGUCUGGAUGCUUGGUAUGGCGCUAGAGAUUUUGCGGGUAGCAACGAGUUUGAAAACUGGUGUAUAACUAAAGAAGAAUAUUACGAAAUGGGCGGAGAAUAUUUGAAAGAGCAUCAUGCAAGCAACAAAUAUUAUAAGAGCCCAGCACCAAUCGUAGAUAACACUCUUGCUCCAGCCGGAGACGCGAAUGUGGUGAAAGAGGAAAUAGUUGUAGACUGUUGA